This is a messenger RNA of Miscanthus lutarioriparius, 1497 nucleotides long. The record is from the annotation of a GenBank genome assembly. Lineage: Eukaryota; Viridiplantae; Streptophyta; Magnoliopsida; Poales; Poaceae.
AUGGAGGUGCCGAGUGACUGGGCGUCACUCCUCCCGGAUCUGACGCAACUCAUCGCCGCCCGCGUACUGGCGGCGGACGUGGUGGAUUACACGUCCUUGCGCGCCGUGUGCGCGAGCUGGCGUGCUUCCACGCCCAGUCCGCGCGACCCUAGCCUCCGUGACGCGCGUCUCCGACCGCGCGGCUGGGUCGCGCUAUGCGACGGCGACGGCGUGCGCCCGGCCGACGCAUGCGAGGUCGCCUUCCUCUGCACCGCCACCGGCAGGUGCGUCCGCGUCCGCCUGCCGAAGCUCCGCGGCCACCGCAUCGUCGGCUUCACCGACGGCCUCCUCAUCCUGCUCAACAAGGGAACCACCGCCGUCCGCGUCCUGCAUCCCUUCACCCGCGUCGCCGUCGAUCUCCCGCCCAUCGCCCCCAUCUUCGACUACAUGGUCAAGGACCAGCUGUCCCGCGCCUGGGUGAGAGCCGCCGUGUGCAUGUCCCAGAACUCCCCCGACUCCAUCGCCGUCGUCGCCUGGUUCCUCAACGCAGCGGGGGUGGUCGUCGCCGAGCGUGGCUCCCCGUGCUGGUAUACCGUGCACCACAGCCUCCAGCUUGCCUCAGCCGUCCCCUUCCAAGGCCGGCUCUAUGGCGUCGUCAGAAACAAGAUGGCGGUUCUGCAGAUCUAUCCUCAAUGCCUGGACCCUUGCAUUGCUCUUAUCCCAAGAUUUGACAUUCCUCAAGAGUCAAGACUAUUUCUUCUUCCUCCUGGAGUCUGCUGCGCGCCUGGUCAAGGGGACUCAUGUUUCAUGAAUACCACUACAUACCUAGAUCUUGGAAGUAUUUGUCCAAGAAACACAAAGCCCAAGACUGCGAAGUUCAGUUUCAAAUCUCAAGAGAAAUCUUUGAAGAAGUUGUCCAAGAAAAAGAAAUCCCAAGACUACGAAGUUCAGGGUCAGGUUCCAAGCUGCAUACUCGGUGAAGUUUUAGCUGCAGGAUUAGUAAAUGUUGUGAAUCCCAUGAGUUCAUUUUGGGGACUGUGGGCUAAGAAAAAGAUCGACAAAAUCAGGAGAUCUUUCUUGUGGAAGGGGGAGCAAAAUGCUAAUGGCGGACACUGCCUAGUUAACUGGCAAACAGUAACCAGACCAAAAGACCUUGGCGGGUUAGGCGUCCCAGACCUGGAGAGAUUUGGGCGAACCCUCCGGUUGCGAUGGCUUUGGCAAGAAUGGGUGGACGAUUCCAAGUCCUGGAGCGGCUCGGAGCUUCCAUGCUAUGAUGAUGACCGCCUCCUCUUCAACUCCUCAAUCAUUAUAUCGUUGGAGGAUGGUGCAAAGACGAAGUUUUGGCACCACAGUUGGCUCGAUGGACAAGCUCCUAGGUACCUAGCCCCGAACUUGUUCCGCCUAGUCUCAAGGACAAACCGCACGGCGCAACAAGAGCUCCGGAACAAUAAUGGGAUGCAUAAGCUAGGAAGGAAAAUCACCUCGGCUAUCCACAUAGAGGAGUUUGUGUCCCUCUAG